Camelina sativa (false flax) is the source of this 570-nucleotide messenger RNA. RefSeq lists its product as uncharacterized. The record is from RefSeq and is a predicted model, not a curated record. Gene Ontology annotation, biological process: cell fate determination. NCBI's taxonomy places the organism in Eukaryota, Viridiplantae, Streptophyta, Magnoliopsida, Brassicales, Brassicaceae.
ACUUCACAUUUGAACACCCACCACAAUACUCAUAGUUACUACGUUUUCCAAAAUUCUUUGAGAAAAAAAACUCCAAAGAAGGCAAAACAAUGGCAUCAAACGCUUGCAAACUCCUUUGCCUUGUUCUAGUCUUCGCAUUCAUCAACCAAGGGUAUGGGGACUGUCAUCUAAAUUACCUAUCUGUGAAACAAUCGAAGACCGGAAAAAUGAUUGAGAACAAACCGGAGUGGGAAGUGAGAGUGACGAACCCUUGUAUUAGGUGCAAAUUCCAGUACACAAAGUUGUUAUGUGUCGGUUUCAAAUCGGUCACACCCGUCCCUACCUCGUUGUUGUCGAAAACAGGAGACAUUUGUCUCCUCAACGCCGGUAAUUUCAUCUUCCCGCACGUGGACUUCGUUUUCAAAUACGUAUGGGACACCAGCUUCGACCUCAAGGUCAUCGACGGCGUCAUCGUUUGCCCUUAAAUUUAAUUUCUACCCGUCUUUUUCGGUUUGAUUCGGUUUUGUUUCAUGUUUGUUUUGUUGUUCCUUCGGUAUAUGAAACUGAUGAUACUUACCUAACUGUUGUCCU